CCGCGCAGCGCCAGGCCAUGCGGCGCCUGCUCACACUCAAUAACGUGUCUAAGCUCACGCAGGAGGACGCCGUGAGAUUUGAAGACAUCCUAUCGCUGGUUUUCGCUGACGUUCCGAAAGAAGAACAAAAUGAAGAUCCCAUUUGCAGCGCCCUUGAAACUUCAUUUGAAACUUUGCAUUUGAUCAACAACAAAUCACAGAUUCAAAAAUGUACAGAAAUAUACGAACAACUGCAACAAAGAAUGGGGGUUGUAAUCGUCGGUCCUCCCGGCUCAGGAAAAACCACGAUUAGGCGUCUACUCAAAUCGGCACUUACAAGUCAAGGCAAAAACAUAGUGGAAUACGUGAUUUGCCCGAAAGCAAUGAGUCGCAACUCCCUGCUAGGCCACAUCGACCACGACACCCGCCAGUGGACCGAUGGCGUCAUAUCCUCCACUGCUCUUGAAGUCUCUAACCAGCCUUCAGAUAUUUGGUCAUGGGUGGUGUGCGACGGGGACAUCGACCCCGAGUGGAUAGAAGCACUGAACUCUGUGUUAGAUGACAACCGUCUGCUCACGCUGCCUUCCGGCUGGCGCAUACAAUUCGGCUCCAACGUCAACUUCAUAUUUGAGACGCACAGCUUGGAGCACGCGUCGCCGGCGACCGUGUCGCGAAUGGGGAUCAUAUUGUUGAAUGAAGAAAGCAGUUGCGCCCAAGAAGUGCUGGAUAAUUGGAUGCGCAAGAUCGAACUUGAGAAUGACGCAUCAAAAGUUGGAGCACCUCUUCUCCAACGAGCUAUCAAGAAAUGUUUGGAAUGGUUCCGCGCUAAUCAAUCUAAUGUUCUUGUUAAAAGUUACGAUUUCUCUUUGGUAAAACAAAUAAUAACUCAGUUCGAAUACAUUGCCCAAAAUAUGGGACCGAAUAUUAAUUCCAGCAUUCCAGAAGACAUUGCGUAUUUUGCGAUCGAAAGAAGUGUGAUGGGCAUAAUUAAAGAAAACUCUAUUGACAGUUUUCAUCAAGAGCUUUCAGACACGUUAGGCACCCCGCCCACUAGUGCAGUGUCUCCGGAGGAGUGGGUAUCAGAAAAUUUGUAUCUAUCGAGGCGGCUGGCGGACCGCGAGCCGGCAGUGCGAGCCUGUGCGCUGUCGCAAGACUCCCAUCUACUACUCAUAGGCCCUGAUGCCUCAGCUAAGAGUGCACUAAUCGAAUAUGUAGUAAAAGAAACGAACCUCACUGCGAUAACGAUUGACUGUACACCAUUACUAGAGCCAGGGGACAUUAUUGCUGAAUUAAAAAGGAAUAAUGCGGUUCGUUCGGGUGGUGGUUACAGCGGGGGUGAUUCUGGUGGUGGCCGAUUGGCGCUGGUGGUUCGCUCGCUCGACCGCGCUUCCAGCGACUCAUGGCGCUGCAGUGCUGUGCACCAGUUCCUAUUGCAGUUAAUCCAACAUGGUGGGUUCUGGAGCCGCGGCGGCGACGAAGGCGGUGCGACAUGGUGCCGUGUAGCGCGCCUUCAACUGCUGGCCACUGCCGCUGCGCCACCCGCCUCGCCGCGCCUUGCCGCUGCGCUCGCGCAUGUCGCAGUACCGGAACCCGAUGACGAAGAGUUAUUGGAGUUAAUCAAAAACUAUUUGAAGCAGAACGUAGACAAAAAUGUCUCAGAAAAAGACGUUGCAGAUAUUGCUACGAAUAUGCUCGCAAUGUUUAAAGAGGUGACAGAAACAUUUUACUCGCAAACCCACUAUAAGUGGAAUGCCGAUCAUUUGAGGCAGUGGUGUGAAAAUGUCAGGUGGUACUCACCAGCGAAUUCUACGGAUCUUAUUAUGGGUAUUCAAGAGGAAGCAAAUUCUAUAUUCAGGGAUAGAUUAGUUACCGAUGAAGAGAAAGGCAGAUAUAACGCUAUAUCCAGAAACUUCUUAAAAACGAAUACAAAAGAUACGAUUUACUUUGCACCAAAAUUGAAAGCUGAUGGUAUUUACAUGGAAGCCAUGGAGUACAAUGAUUGGUAUCAAAGGACACAGAAGUUAAUAAAUCAGUGUUUGUCAGAAAACGAGAAUGUGUUUGGAGAUUCUGGCGCAGAAGUUUGUGCGGAAAUUGGCACCUUGUGCUCUUCUAUGGCUCGAGCUUGUCGUGGCGGGAUAGGUCUGAGCGUAAUCGUGGGAAGUGCGGGCGUAGGCCGCCGCGCCGCCGCGCAUCUCACCGCCGCUCAGCUGCCGGCAACUCUAGCUAUCAUCACGCAUCAGCAGCACUUCUACUCGCACAUGAAGAACGCCUUAAACUCAGCGGGCGAAGGCACCCGCACUCUGGUACUGAUUUGCGAAUCAGCUGCGGAAGCUUCCCAGUUGUCGAGCAUAGAGGCGCUGCACGCCGCCGCCUCGGUCCACGCCGUGCCCGCGCGUAUGAUGCCCGCGCAGAACUCGCCGCAUAUGCUGCAAAAUAUAAAGCAGAACUUAGGAAUAGUAAUCUGCCUAGAUAAAGACCAGGAAAACGUGUGGGAACUGAUCGACAAAUACCCUCUGCUAUACAACUCUGGUCACGUGGUGUGGCUCGAGCGUUGGUCCGAUGACACGCUGCGCCAGAUGCCGACUCUCGUCAUACAAAGAUUAGUUAAAGAGAGCAUAACUGAAGUAUCUAAAGAGGAGCUUCAAACUAUACCCACGGAGGGCUUUGUCAAAAUAUACGAGAGCCUGGAGGCGAAUUGGUUGCGCGCGCCGUGUCGUUACAUCAACUUCAUCAAGACGUACUUCAAUUUGGUGAACAGGAAAAAGCAGGCUUUAACUCAGAGACAGAACAUGCUAUCGGCCGGCGUAGAAGCGCUACGCAAAGCGCGCAGCGAGGUAGCGACCUUACAAGCCGAAGCGGCUGAGCAAAAAGCCGCAUUGGCUGAGAAGCAAGAGAGCGCAAACCGCGCGCUUGAGCAGAUCGCCGCCACCGUCCGCGCCAACACCGAUCAGCGGGAGGAGAUGCACGCGCUCAAGAACAAUAUUGAGACUGAGAAUGAGAAGCUACAGAUACGAAAGAAAGAGAUCGAGACUGAACUAGCUUCAGUAGAACCAGUGAUCGCUGCUGCCCGGGCGGCUGUGGGAGAUAUACGCCCUGAAUCUCUGAGCGAGAUACGAUCGUUGCGAGCUCCGCCAGAUGUCGUACGGGACGUGCUGGAAGGAGUGCUCCGGCUUAUGGGUAUUGCCGACACUUCUUGGCAUUCUAUGAAAAAUUUCCUAUCGAAACGCGGAGUCAAAGAAGACAUUAGGUGCAUGGACGCGAGUCAGAUUAGUCCCGAGGCGGCGGAAUCUGUGGAGAAGCUGUUGAAAACCCGCGGCAGCUCGUUCGAGCCGGCCACGGCCAAGCGUGCGAGCGCGGCGUGCGCUCCCCUGGCCGCCUGGGUGCGCGCCAACUUGGCCUACGCCGCCGCCGCCGCGCGCGUGCGCCCGCUGCAGGCUCAGCAGGCGCGCCUGCACAAGAAUCUUGUCGCCGCCGAGGAGCAGCUGCACGCUUUAUCCAGCGGACUGGCCACAGUAGAGGAGCGCGUAGCAGCGCUGCAGCAGCAACUGGGCCAGCAUUCGCGAGACGCGGCCGCGCUAGAGCUGUCCCUUUCAAAUGCUACUAGCACCAUCGCCGCCGCCACCGCGCUCAUCGCCACGCUGGCACAAGAGUACGACGCGUGGGAGACUGACCUGGAAAAUAUAUCGAAAGAAAUAGUACAACUGAAUUCUCGCUCACUCCUAGCUGCUGCUUAUGUAGUCUACUUGCCUGAUGUAACUGAACAGCAAGCAAGGCAACAAUUAAAGAAAUGGGGUUCACUAAUCGGUUUCGAUGAUGAGUCUUUCUCAGUCCUCAAUUUCCUUUCGACGCCAGAGAAGCAACUGAAAUGGGAGGCGGAUGGCCUGCCAUCAGACUCGUCUGCUAUCAAGAAUGCCGUGCUCAUUGAUCAGGUUCUGCAAGCUCAGCGAUGCGGCCUGACUCCGCUCGUUAUCGACCCGGAUGGUGAGGCGAUCGCUUGGUUGAAAAACACGCUAGCUGAAUCGCAGUGCGAUUUCGUUUCGCAGCAUAGUGAAAAAUUACUCACUACCGUACAGUACGCUGUCAGGCUCGGACGCACGCUAGUGAUCACGGACGUGGACGGGAUACACCAAAGCUGGGCGCCGCUGCUGCUGGGCGGCGGCGGGCUGCUGCUGGUGUCUGUGGGGGCGCGCCUGCCGCCGCCGCACGCCGCGCGCCUGUCCCCGCUGCCCUUCACCGCGCGGCUCGAGGCGCUCACAGGUACCCGCGGCUCCCAGGCUCGGGCGCGCAGCAGGGCUGGGCGGGCUGCUGCUGGUGUCUGUGGGGGCGCGCCUGCCGCCGCCGCACGCCGCGCGCCUGUCCCCGCUGCCCUUCACCGCGCGGCUCGAGGCGCUCACAGGUACCCGCGGCUCCCAGGCUCGGGCGCGCAGCAGGGCUGGGCGGGCUGCUGCUGGUGUCUGUGGGGGCGCGCCUGCCGCCGCCGCACGCCGCGCGCCUGUCCCCGCUGCCCUUCACCGCGCGGCUCGAGGCGCUCACAGGUACCCGCGGCUCCCAGGCUCGGGCGCGCAGCAGGGCUGGGCGGGCUGCUGCUGGUGUCUGUGGGGGCGCGCCUGCCGCCGCCGCACGCCGCGCGCCUGUCCCCGCUGCCCUUCACCGCGCGGCUCGAGGCGCUCACAGAUCAAUUGGUGUUCUACGCUCUGCAGCGAUUGAAUCCAGAAGUUAAUGAAAAAUCUAAAGAGAUAAAGCUGAAAAAAGCUACUCUUCAAAAGCAGCAAUAUGAGUUACAGGAAAAUCUCCUACGAGAUCUGUCGAAAAACAACGACAUUCUACACGACGCGAACCUACUCGCUUCGCUGAACAAAACGCGCGAGACGGUCGCCACCAUAGCCGAAGCGCUGGCGGCGGCGCACGCUAUCUCUGCUAGCACUCGAGCUGCCUGUGACACCUACAGGCCAAGCGCCGCUCGCGUCGCGUCUCUCGCGCUGGCAGUAAAGAGGUUGGCGGUGCACCGCCCACUCCUGGCGCUGCCAGUCGACGUGGUAUUGGAAGUUUAUGUCGACGCUCUACGCAGAGGGGAUCCUAACAAAAUUGAUAAUGACGAAGUGAUCAAAUUCAUAACUAGAAGAAUUAUAGAAAGAGUUCUACUAGGACUUCAUAAGAAGGAUAAAUAUAUUAUUGUCUUGCAUAUAUUGAAGCAAGUUUAUUCCGAAGCUAUGCCAGACAAGCUUUGGCAACUAUUUCUUGGUAAUGUGAUUGGAAAUGAUGAACAAAGGAACAUAGAUGAAAUCAAGAAAAUGUACUCGUGGAUACCAACCGAUCGGAUCAAUAGAAUUGUUCAGUUGAAGACUGUCGACGAAGACCUUUUCAACAAGCUGUCGUUGCAAAAGUCUGAUCUAUGGACUGAGUUCUUAUCGUCCGGCGAUCUCAACGUGGUCUCUCGCUUGCGACUGAGUUCAUUCGAAGCCGUGGUGGCCAUUGCUGCUUUGCGACCUGACACUUUGUACAGGGCCAUUAUUGCGUUCGUUGAUGAACUGUUGGGUAAGGACUCUUAAUUUUACUUCUGCCUAUCGUUGGCCUAUGGUCGGUAAACUUAAGCCAGUUUACCUAUUAUAGGUUAUGAGUGGGUCACUUUAGUAGUAGACCACUGUAAAGGAUCACACUAACAAAUUGUUCGCAUUGACCCAACAUGACUAUGAACGUUGCCUUAUCUUAGCUCCAUUUUGAUAUCUCCGUAUUAGAUAUGUGCACAUUUUGAUAUUUACGAGUAC
Messenger RNA from Ostrinia furnacalis (Asian corn borer), 5744 nucleotides. Its product is annotated as cytoplasmic dynein 2 heavy chain 1-like. The transcript has 35 exons. NCBI's taxonomy places the organism in Eukaryota, Metazoa, Arthropoda, Insecta, Lepidoptera, Crambidae. Gene Ontology annotation, cellular component: dynein complex. The coding region runs from base 18 to 5528 and encodes 1836 amino acids. Gene Ontology annotation, molecular function: ATP hydrolysis activity; ATP binding; dynein intermediate chain binding. The record is from RefSeq and is a predicted model, not a curated record. Gene Ontology annotation, biological process: microtubule-based movement.